AUGAAGCUUCAUGUUGGCCCGAAGCUGAGGUACCCAGGGAAUCUUUCCUUUCCUCGGCAAGAUACAUACCUCGGCGAGGACCUCUUUGGGGGCACGAUUGAAUAUGCGAUGUUCGAUACCAUCGAUUACGACCAGGCAGCCCGCGGAAAGGACGUCAUGAUCGCCGGUCAUGGAGCCUUUGGAGUGGAGAACAUUCGGACUUGCUGCGAGUUCUCUGCCAAGCGGAUCUACAUGGUUUGCCGCAGGACUGCUGUGACGAACCUGGCCUGUCCACGCGUUAGCUCUUGGUUCUGCAACCAGUCAGACCCCGCCGUCCCCGCCCCCCUCUUCCUCGAAAGCAUGGAGCCGGCAUACAAGCUUAUCGGCUACGACCCGUGGUCAUACCACUCCGUCACUUACAAUGCGGCCCGAACGACUGCACAAAUCAAUCAGAAAGCCAGAUUUGGCAUCGGCGACGUAUACUUCUUGGCCCUCAGCAUGGGCAAAUGUGAAGUGAUCGUCGAUGAGGUGAAGAGACUCUCGGAAGGGCGCGUUCACCUCCAGUCCGGCCGAGAGUUGUCUGUACAGACGAUUCUCAAAGUGUUCGGUUUCGUCGGAGACCAGGAGGUUGACCGCCUGCUGAAAAUCAAGAGCAUGUACGGCUACUGGGCCGAUGCAGAUAAUCGCCGCUUCACAGCGAGCGAGAAUCCGGGUGUCUAUGCCAGCAAUUUCGGUGGCACCAGCUUGUCCCCCGGUGCCAUAUUUUUUACAUUAAUGGCAAGUCACGUCAUGUGGUUUCCCAGGGACUGGCAGAGACUCGUUGAUUCGGCGCAGUUGCCCACGAACAAGAGAGAUGAUUCUAUUUCCAGACCAGCAUACGUGCUGGAUGCCAAGACAGCUCUGCCGAUCAGCUUCGUUGUGCCCACUCUGUGUCCAGGAAUAGGUGAAAUCGCAAUGCGGCACGGCGCUCUCAAGAAGCGGAAGCAGCUGGAGUGUCACCCUCUGGAGCGCUUUCUGGAGGAGUGCCAGCAGGAAUGGGACGAGUAUGCGAGAAAAUGGAAGGCGGACGACCCAUCUUUGAAGGAUCCUCCAGCCUACCCAUACUCUGUUGCAAUUGUAAAGGGGCUCCUAGCGAAACACGCGGCCCUUCUUCCGGACAGACUGCGGCCAUUGGAUUUCACACAAGCAAGGCCUUUGCUGAUUUCUUUGAGGCACGAACUCGGGCAGUCAUCACACGCUGGACAGGUGCUGAGCUGCGUAGUCAAAUGGCGCUUAGCUCUGGGACUUGCCAAAGAACGCAAGGCUCCUCCAGACGCGGGGUCGGAAGCGGAAGAAGACGAUCUGGUAGAGGAUGCAGGCGCGGAUCAGGAUGACAGCAGAGAGGCAGGGGAAUGUUGCAAGCUGCCCUCGCAGGAGACUGGUGACGAGGACGAUGACGAUGGAGACAGAGGGGGAGGCGGAGGUGCUUGGGGUGCUCAAUGGACCGCGCGGAAGGCCGCUGCAUCAUCCUUGGACAACCUGUCCCACAUGUUCAGGGGCAACAUCCUGGAGGUGACCUUGCCCCUGAUUCAACGAAAGUUGGAGGAUCAGAAUUGGGAGGUUCAGGAGUCUGGUGUGCUGGCUUUGGGGGCAAUUGCGUUUGGCUGCAUGGAAGGACUGAUGCAGUUCAUGCCGAAAGUCAUGGAUCAUUUGCUUAAGCUUUGCCAAGCUCCGAAGCCUCUCCUGAGAAGCAUUUCCUGCUGGACAGUGGCCCGAUUCUCUCAUUGGAUAUGCAAUGAACAUCUGAACCCACAGUCGCAGCAGGUUCUGAGAUCUGUGCUGCAGCAGCUGCUGCAGAGAGUUCUUGACAAGAACAAGCGGGUGCAGGAGGCUGCUUGCAGCGCCUUCGCCACCCUCGAAGAGACAGCGCGGCUCCUGCUCGUGCCAUACCUGGACGACAUUGUACAGACACUUUCCAGGGCUUUCCAAAUGUACCAGGCCAAGAACCUGUUGAUCCUCUACGAUGCUGUAGGGACAUUGGCAGAUGCUGUAGGUCCGGAGCUGGACACGCAGAAGUACAAGCAGCUAAUACUUGAGCCUAUGUUCCAGAAGUUCCUUCACACCCCAGACCACGACAGAUCUUUAGUGGCCCUGUUCGAGUGCUUCUCGUCUUUGGCGCAAAACUUGGGGCCAUCCUUCAUGCCAUUGUGCAAACCGCUUAUAGAAAGGUGUACCCGUCUCAUUCGCACUGGUGCACAAGCGGCUCAAAUGUGGAUGCAGAAUCCCAACGAAUUUGAAAAGCCUGACCGCGAGGUCAUGGCUGCAAGCAUCGACUUACUCUCCGGCAUUGUAGGCGGACUCCAAAGAAGAGUGUCCGAGGUCCUUGCACAGGAUAACUUCCUCGCUGUGGUGCCGGAAGUGCUUAAGGACAGCGCAUUACAGGUAAAGCAAAGUGCGUUCGCACUCGUGGGUGACUCUGCAAGACAUUGCAUCGAGCACCUUUCACCGUUCUUGCCGCAGCUACUGCCCCAAUGUGCAAAAGCUCUUCGGGAGAAUAACUCCGCGACGGUCAGCAACAAUGCAUCCUGGGCCGUUGGAGAGAUUUGCAUCAAGGUCGGGCCUGACUACAUGGCGAAUUACCUGGAAGAUAUCGUCGAUGCGCUUGUGACUACGCUGAACAGGUGUACACAGCAAAGCAACAGGAUGCUGACGCAAAAUGUUUGCAUCACUUUGGGCCGCCUGGGUGUCGUCUGUGGACCUCAGAUGGGCAAGAGCUUCUCCCAGUUUGCGCGGAUCUGGUGCCUGGUGAUGAAGGAUGCUAGACACGACGCUGAGAAAGUCAAUGCAUUUCAGGGUUUCUGCAACAUGGUGCAGGCCAAUCCACAGGUUGCCCUCCAACACCCUGUAGAGUUUGCAGGUGCCAUUGCAUCGCUUGCCCCUGCUCCACAAAACCUUCAGCCAAACUUCCAGAACAUCCUCUCAAGUUACAAGCAGACAUUGGGAGCCAACUGGGCAAAUGCCUGGAAGCAGAUGCCACAAGAUGUGCAGCACAAGCUUUCGCAUAUGUACGCUGGGAUAGAGCCUGCGUCCUAG
Messenger RNA from Symbiodinium sp. CCMP2592, 3051 nucleotides. Lineage: Eukaryota; Dinophyceae; Suessiales; Symbiodiniaceae. The record is from the annotation of a GenBank genome assembly.